AUGGGACGAGAGUGUGUGGCAGCGACGGCCCCUUCCCUUAGAGCUGCUCUGAUGAAUCCGAAAGAGAAGAAGCGCGACCUUGGCAUCACACGAAUCGGGACGUGGUUCAGCUAUUGGCAGGCUGUACGAGAGCAAGUAUUGAAGGGCGUGAAAGACUUCACAACUCUAGUGUCGAAAGAUCUGCGCUCCGACGUUGAGCGUGACAUCCUGAGCGUUCCUUUGCGAGUAGAAAAUUCCUUCGUGUCGUUCCCUCGUUGUCUCGUUUGCUCCAAAUACUCCUUGCUGUGUGGCGUACGUGGACAAAGUCGCGUUUGGUACGGGAUCGACCUGUUGCAGGUGCAAGUCUUACGUGGACUAUCAUUGCGACACUUGGAGUGGAGCGGCACAGGAGAAGUGUAA
Messenger RNA from Peronospora matthiolae, 399 nucleotides. The record is from the annotation of a GenBank genome assembly. NCBI's taxonomy places the organism in Eukaryota, Oomycota, Peronosporomycetes, Peronosporales, Peronosporaceae.